AGCUUGGCACGUUGUACAAGUAGUAGGGUCGUGCGUAGUUCAAAAAUAACCAAACAAGGAUGGUAGAGGGCUCCAGCCUGUCUGUUGAGUCUGUGUUAUCUGCCAUUGAUGCGUUGUAUAUGAAUCCAGAUACAUCUGUCAAAGAGCAAGCUUCAAAAUGGCUGUGUGAAUUUCAAAAAUCAGUUUAUGCUUGGCAAAUAUCCGAUCAGUUGCUUUACAUGAAUAGAGAUUUAAAUUCUUGUUACUUUGGAGCUCAAACCAUACGCAAAAAGGUAUGUUUUAUGUAGGAGCCAGUAAUACUUUAAGAUUCAAUGUCACUUUACUGAACUCCCAGUGGAGUCGCACGAAGGACUAAAAAACUCUCUCCUGCAACAUGUCCAAGAACUUAGAGAAAACACUAGCCUACCGAUAGCAAAUCAGUUAUGCUUAGCCGUCGCAGAUUUGUUUUGCCAUAUGGUUCAGUGGAAAGAUGGUAUCAAAGAUAUUGUUUCGAAAUUUUCAGAAACAGACGUCUCCUGUAGCUACUUAAUUGAUAUUCUGAAGUUUAUUCCUGAAGAGAUGAACAGCAGUACUCUUCGACUAGGAAUGAAUCGUCGACACGCUCUUAUGAGUCAGUUUGAAGGGAGCAAACAGUUUGUGUUGGAGUUUCUGUCUCACAGAGCAAAAUCAGAACAAAUGGUUAUCUUAGCUAAAGUAUAUAAUUGUCUUGCAAGUUGGUGGGAUAAUACUGGAGUCAUGGUUGAACACGAUGUACCGAUUGACCCUCUCUUAAACACUGCAUUUGCUAUCCUUCGGAAUCCUUCAACUACUCCUGAAUCAACUUUCGAUGCAGCAUCUCAGUGGGUGCUAGCACUUUUAUACCAGUGUAAGCAACUUAGCAACUCAAACAGUGAAUUACUGCGUUGGCUUCAAGAAAAUAUUUACAGUCUAGUUAGUGUUGUGCAGGAAUGUUCCAAUUCUGUCGCGUCUGCGUUGGGAUCAAUUCAACAACAAGAACAGCUUGAACUGUACAAAGAUCGGUGUACUUGUUUGGCUCACAUUUUCUCGUCAUUAGCCAGAACUUUACGGCCUCCUCUAGUAGAUCAGCCCACUAGCCCUGGAUCUGGUGGUCUUGGAGACUUGCGUACUAUGGAGUGUAUUCUUGUAGUUCUUGAAAUACCUCCUCCUCUCGGUAGUCGUGAAUUGGCAUCUAUUACAUUCCACGCCUUACAUUCGUUGGCUGAUGAUGCAAUUCGACACCGGUCCAUGAGUGCUGCAGUAUCUGUGAAUCAGGGUCCCUUGGAAUCUUCGGUUAACAACUCUAAUACCUCUACUGGCGUGGCACGCCCAAUUGCAGCCUUAAUUCCUUACUUCACUCGCGUUGUGGUUGCGUUAACUAGUUACUGUCCUAGUAAUACAUCCGACUUAGAAAGCACCGAUGAAUUAAGAGAUUUUCGUGAGGAUGUUCAUGAUCUCAUGCAAGAUAUUCUGGGUUUGGUUGGAGCUGAGGCUAUUUUUGUCGAGCUAUACAAUUAUGUACAGAAGCUGCAAAUGUUAGCUAUGUCUGAGAAUGCACAGGCGUCGGCAUAUGAAGUGCUUCGAGAGUCUGAAGCAUGUCUGUUCAUGCUUACAACUGUUGCUAAACGUCUAUCUCCUCGUGAUCCUGAAGGACAUAUUUCGAAUCUUAUAUCAAAAUUAGUACUCCCAGGUCUCACAGGACCAUGCCCUCCUGCUCUUCAAGAAGUCGGUUGUAUGCUGUAUAUGGAGUUGGCUCAUUGGGCUGCCUGCCAUCCUCAGCUCCGGCGUCAAAUCGUUAACCAGCUGAUUGAGAUCAUCGAGAAGUCUGCUGGCGUUGAGUCCCAAUCUUUACGGCCAGGUCAAAAGCUUGCUGUUGGAGCGGCACUUUCAGCUCUUGGUUCUUUAUGUGCUGUGUAUCGCGCAACCCCAACAUCUACACCUAACGGAGAUGUUUCUACUCAUUCCCCUUGUAACUCCGAUUCUCUUCGUCUUGCUUUAAUUGACGAACAUUGGCAAGAUUUGGUCAAUCGAGUUGCCUACAAUCUACCAAGACUUGCUUGGGUUCCUAUCCAUGAUGCUACUCAUUUUUUCGCUGGUAUUGGACGAGGUCUAAUAUGCUCUGUGGGCACAGGUGGUGGGGGAGUUGAAUUCGACCCUCGAGUGUCUAGACAAGCUUUUCCGAUGAGAGUAGCACAAAUAUGUAGCGUCAGCUUGGAAUGUUUAUCUAAGCUGAUGGAUGGUAAUGUCCCUAUCGAAGGUUCAGAUACUCUCAGUGAUCCACGUGUAUGGCUUGAUUACCUAGCAGCACUGUUUCGUACUUUCAAUUGCCUUUUACGACGUUUGGGAAACCCAAGUUCUAGUCAGUGGGACACAAGGGAACGCAACGCUGUUGAUCGUACUACGUCCGAGUUGGUGCUUUCUGCUCAGAAUUGUUUAGCUGAAUGCUUGCAGUUAGUUAGAGAAGUAAUAUGGCCAGUUGUUACCCGUGUACUCACACAUUAUGCCUCGCGCAUGCGUCCAAUGGAGCAUGUUUGUCGUCUCAUACGUUUCAUUGUGCGUUGUUUUUCUGUGCACUUACGAGAUCUUCUCCCGGAGCUUGCUGAAAAAAUUGUACUGUCUUACACAACUGGAGGACAACAUUCAAGUUUUCUCUAUUUAACAAGCGUGCUAGUUGAUGAAUUCGGAGAACAAUUAGAUUGCAGAGUUGGUUUGGUUAACGUGUAUGAGGCAUUGAGUGGUCCAACACUGAAAUCUAUCUCUGGUUCUGGCCUUAUACAACAACCGCAUACUGUGGAAGAUCUAUUUCGGUUAUGCACCCGACUUGUACAACACUGUGCAGCUGUUUUUCUCACCAGUAGCAGGAUCAAUUUGAAUGAACUCUGCGAUACCGCUGUCUCUUCUCUAAAUCUGUGUUGUACCGGCCCUGGUGCUGGUUCGUCUAGUGAUGAUACACCGGAUCCAAACUCAUCUAAUAAUGAUGAAUCGAGUUCAUCGUCAGCUUCUACCAGCGCAUCAGCUGCAGCUGCUCGAUUUUUCAUCGAACUUAUCAUUUUUACGAACGAGGCAUGUGAGGAGACACCAAUGCAGGUUGUACAGAUUUUGGAGUCUGGUAGACAUCUUCCUACUCCCUCUUGCCAGUCAGCUCUAGCUGCUCAAAAUGUUAUUGUGUGGUUAACUUACUCCAGGCCUACGCAGCCUACUGAUCCUAGUAAUAUGAAUAGUUGUUGCGGCGGACAACGGUUAGUUUCAGCAUUAUUGCAAGCAUGUUGUCUUGGAUUAAUGGAUGAAAGGUUUCCCGAGAUGGCGGAUAUUUUAUAUCACCUUAAGGUCAUGAUUAAUCAAGAAAUGUUUCUUAACUGGCUGAAGAACGCAGUAGCCAAUUUGUCAACUAUGCGUACUGAUGGUUUAGUCCAAGCUACACAAGACCAAAUUACCGAUUUUCAAGAUGUUGUUAUGAAUUCAUCCCGGAGUUCAACGAUCGUACAUGCACUUGACUCAUUUUCAAGAUUGUUCCGAUGAAUUAUGCUCCCUGUAUACAAUUUUCAGUGUAUAAAAAGUAUUCAUCUCUCACUUUGCACUAUUUUAAAACAAGCUUCUACCUUUAUUCUAGAUAUCUUUGUUGUUAUGAGCAAUUUUAACCAAUGUAUUUUAAAACCUUAUAUAUAGCCACAUUUCGAGAAUUUUUCCAAUCUCCUUGAAUCUACUCUUUUUAUCCAUAACUAUAUGCAGAAUCCAGUCAAUUUGGUUAUAGUAAAUGAGCUAUUUAAAAUCAAAGAGAACAUUUUAAUCCGGGUAUUCAGCUUUAUUACCAUUAUUACUGAAUUAGAUUUCACAGAUUAUCAAACCUUAUGAACGGCUUAAUAAUUUUCCAUAGCAUGGCGAUAUUGGGAGUAAAUAAUAAUGUUUGUUUCACCAGGCUUUACAAAUCGAUCUUUGAAACUAAAAUAUAGUGAAGGAGAAAUCUUAACGAUAUCUGGUCAAUUGAUAUACAUGUUUAGAAGCACAUCAUGUUCUACUCAUAAUAUUGAAGCUUUAUUUUUGUGGACGUAAGUGUGCCACUACCAAGCUUUUAACUCAAAACAGUUUGUCUUUAGGAAUGUGAAUGUUUCAUUGGGGUAACAUAUUGCAAUUAAUCGAUGUCUUAUAUCUGUGUUCUAUUCAGUUUUUACUAUUACGAAUAGAAUUUUGUUCGAGCCGCUCUUUAAUCGUCAUUGACUCUUCCUUGACAAGAAGUACUGGAUUCUUUUUGGAGUACAUACUACAAUCAAUGCUAUCAACAUAUUUAUUCGAAAUGCUUCCCUUAGGUUAAGGUUACCCAACAAAAUAUUAUGUGGUGCUAUAAAAAAACCUAGUAGUUUUGGAUAAAAUUCUGUUACUCAGUAUGUAAACGACACAAUAACAG
Molecule: messenger RNA, 4399 nt
Organism: Schistosoma bovis
Lineage: Eukaryota; Metazoa; Platyhelminthes; Trematoda; Strigeidida; Schistosomatidae
Source: the annotation of a GenBank genome assembly